Messenger RNA from Sycon ciliatum, 2683 nucleotides. Its product is annotated as neurogenic locus notch homolog protein 3-like. Bases 1 to 2082 code for a protein of 693 amino acids. NCBI's taxonomy places the organism in Eukaryota, Metazoa, Porifera, Calcarea, Leucosolenida, Sycettidae. Gene Ontology annotation, biological process: membrane protein ectodomain proteolysis. The record is from RefSeq and is a predicted model, not a curated record. The transcript is spliced from 12 exons.
AUGGCCUACGGUGAAGAAUGUGAAAAGGGUAAGACAGUGCGUGUAUGUGUGGCAUGCAAGUGCUUGAACCAAGGUGAGUGUGAUGCCAAAGGUGAAUGCAGCUGCACCAGGGGAUUAACGGGCCACCAUUGCCAACUCGUUGUGUGCGAGGAACCCUGGGUGAAAAAGAGCAAAGUGUGUGAAUGUCAACCGGGACUAGAUGGACCCAACUGCACAGAAGUAUGUAAUUGCUUGAAUGACGGUCAGUGCACUGACGAUGGCAGUUGCAACUGCCGGAACGGUUUCCAUGGAGACAAGUGUCAGCAUACUUUCAAGACAAAGUGCCUGGGUACAGAUAACGCAACGUACACCUGGAUGGCUCUCGCCAGCUUGCCGUGUCAUCCACACCUCGACCGUGACAGCUGCCAGAAGAAAACGAACUUGACGCAUGCCCGCCAGAUGUGCACAAGAAGAGGAUACAACGUGGUAGACCAUGAUUCCUUCACCAAUCAGACGCUUGGCGUGCGCGACUGCAUGGGAGCAUUGCUCAACGAGAUGGUGACGAGCGGUUACAGCAACCCUACUUCAAUAUGGACAUCGUUCGUGAAGGAUGACCAACAUCUCAUAUACCAGCAGGGCAAGAACAGUUUGACUAAAGAAUUGUAUGACAGUGAUGGAACAAGCCAUCAUGAUGUCAUCUGCGAAGCCAAGUGGCUCCAUUACAACGACUCGGUAUACGCCGCAGCCACGCCAUCACUGAAACCCAACGUGACUGAGCAGUUUGCAGAGGAGGCAUGUCAGGAGUACGGACUUCACCUCAUAACCUAUGACUGGCUGCAAGCACAUGGCCAUGUAUUAAGAAACCGCUGGCUAGAUAGAUUGGCCCUUCGGCACGCACCUUACCACGUCAAACCAAUCCGAGUGAAUGGCAACUCCCAUUACAUAACUGUGACGUUUAGAAAUCGCAGUAAUCCAUUUCAAAAUUCCACAAUCAAUCGCCACGCCAAAAUCCUCUGUGUCAAGCACUGUGCUAAUGGCGUUCUGGCCCAGGACCUGAGUUGCAAGUGCAACCGCACUGUCUUCUAUGGAGAAUACUGUGAAAAGGACGACUGCAAGUGCUUGAACCAGGGUCAGUGUGACAACGAGGGUAAAUGCAUCUGCCCUACAAGAUUCUACGGAGAACAUUGCCAACUCGAGUGCAGAACAUGUCUGAACCAGGGUCGCUGUAAUGAAGACGGCACCUGCACCUGCGCUGAAGGAUGGACUAGUGACCAGUGCCAGACUCGGUGUGCGGACACGGACCCAUGCUGCGUGAACAAGCGCAUCGUGACACGCCGGGAUCAGGUCUGCCGCGCCGCCACCAGCGACUGUGACGUGGCGGAGUACUGCGACGGCGAGAAUGCCACAUGUCCACAGGACCUGACCGCACGCAACGGCUGGCCUUGCUCCAAUAGUCAAGCAUCCUGCUGGAGUGGAGUUUGCCAAUCACGAACUGGCCAGUGUCAGAGUGUCUGGAACGAUAUGGAUCAAGGGUCAGCUCCUGAGGAUUGCUUCGCGAUCAUGAACGUAUUUGGAGAACGUACGGGUAACUGUGGUUUCAAAUCGUCCAAUUCCACCCCAGGAACCUAUGCAGCCUGUGCGGCUGGAGAUGCCCUAUGUGGUAGUUUGUUCUGCCUUCCAGUUGCUCGAAAGAACCAACCCAGUAGUGGCGUUCUGUCCCAAACUAUUCCCGUACGCGGUGUUGGCGGUGUACUCAGGUGCAAUGGUUUGUACGCGUCUCCGCCAAGAAACCAUGAUGACCCAUCGCUCGUGAAGGACGGAACACGCUGUGAUGCCAGCGGCGCUAACAAGGACCUUGUGUGCCACAAGCAACGCUGCGUGGACCAGUCUCGAGUCACCAGUCAGUGUUCGGUCGAUGCUGACAGCGGCAAAGAGUGUGGUGGAGUCGGUGUCGGUACAAAUGUAACAACCUGCCUUUACCCACCCACACCUGGGAGCAACGAGUCCGCGAACACUACCCAGGCUGCUACACCCACGACCAGUUACUCAAUAACCAAACCAACAAGCGACCCAGCCACAACUACUCCAACCGAAGUCGUCUAAUAGAGUGAUGGUGAUGAACAGUGCAGUGCAUGAAGUGUCAGUAAUUGUAACUAGUUACGCAUAAACCGGGGGGAAUACUGCCGGCAGGACUGACCUGGUGCCCUUCCACUUACCCACCCAUCUUCCAUAGCAUCCACAAUUCGGUCCAGGAAACUCGACAGGCACAUGCAGUGUAACUCCAACAGAACGUUUCCAGGACGUGAAGAGCCCCUGCUAACCAAGUGUGUUUCCAGUCCUGAUAAUUUCCUCCCAUUGUAAAUUUCAAAUCUGCUAUUUCAGAUCAGUGGAAAUCUGAGGCAGACCGAUAUCCCAUAACCCGCUACGGCUGAGUAAUUAUGUCGUAUUUUAAUUAGUAAUUAUGCAUCUAUUAUUUGCAAGAUGAUGAGGGUUUAUCUCGACAUAGCAUACCUUAACUGGUUUAGUUUUGUUGUUGUGUAUUGUACUAGCACAUAUACAUAAGUCGUCUACAUUACUUAUUUAUAAACAGAUGUUCUCAGUUGUUACUUAGUCUUUUAAUGUGUUCCCCAAGUUCUUUGACUGAAAAUCUGGCAGUUUGGGCUCAAGUCAUUUGGCUCCAUUUUUUUUCUUUUUUCAUUUCUAA